UAUCAGUGAUACAGUUUAUCUUUUUGCCUCAUUUCGAUCGAGACAGGUGGAGAAACUGUAGGUGUGCGAAGCUAGUGCGUUUUUUUGUGUCCCAAAGGGCGAAUUCCGACAAUGACGAGCAUUGAAACUGUGGGGGCCCUAAUCCUCAAAAUCCUCAAGUUGGUCCUCAACUUGAUCAUCAUUAUCUUGUACCGCACCGGCUUUAGCGGCGGUUUUCUGGGAGUUGGAGGCACUUGGAACUUGAACGAGGAGAAAAACCCGGAUGCUGAAAUCGUAGCAUCGGGGAUUUUCGUUGGAUAUUUUAUUUACACAUGCGUUUCGAUCAUAAGUUUAUGCUUUGCUACGGCCGACCACAAAAACACUUUUACCGACAUUUUGAUGAACAUUAUUGGGGUUUUUCUGUGGGUUGCCAUCGGGGCCACUGCGAUUCACUACUGGAGUGGUUACCUCUUGGAACAUAAGUACCAAACAACGGCUUCCGAAAGAGAGGUGGGGCUGGCUAUGGGGGCCUUGUGUAUACUGAAUGGAGCGGCGUACCUCAUCGAUACAGUCUUGUCUGUCAUUUUUGUCAUCAAAGCGAAAUUGUAAACGGGUCAAGCAUUGACUGCCGAGUAUGACAACUGUUCGAAGUAGAUUUAGUUUUACACAAGUUAUGCUGUUAGAUUAAGUUCAAAUUUUGUAAUAAGUUUCACUUCAUAUUAGAUAUAUUUAUGCCAUUGUUUUUUAUGUACGUAACUAGGAACUUCCCUCACAUUUUUAAUAAAGUGUUGACGCAAAAUGUAAAAUGUGUUGGAAAGUUUCACUGAAUUAAUAAAGAUAUGCCUUUUUA
Messenger RNA from Tribolium castaneum (red flour beetle), 829 nucleotides. It is a transcript of the gene Ssk, whose product is annotated as Snakeskin. Gene Ontology annotation, cellular component: plasma membrane. Bases 112 to 588 code for a protein of 158 amino acids. Gene Ontology annotation, biological process: septate junction assembly. The record is from RefSeq and is a predicted model, not a curated record. The transcript is spliced from 4 exons. NCBI's taxonomy places the organism in Eukaryota, Metazoa, Arthropoda, Insecta, Coleoptera, Tenebrionidae.